This is a messenger RNA of Bubalus bubalis (water buffalo), 1417 nucleotides long. It is a transcript of the gene UROD, whose product is annotated as uroporphyrinogen decarboxylase. The record is from RefSeq and is a predicted model, not a curated record. Bases 138 to 1220 code for a protein of 360 amino acids. Gene Ontology annotation, molecular function: uroporphyrinogen decarboxylase activity. The transcript has 10 exons. NCBI's taxonomy places the organism in Eukaryota, Metazoa, Chordata, Mammalia, Artiodactyla, Bovidae. Gene Ontology annotation, biological process: heme biosynthetic process. Gene Ontology annotation, cellular component: cytosol.
UAGCGGGAGCCUGAUCAUGUGACCUCCAAUAUGGCGACUGCCCUGGCUCAUCCCUGGAAGGGGCGGAGCCUGGGCAGAGGGCAGGCUCAGAUUCAGUCUAUAACGGGGACUGUGCUCGCGUUUACGGACAGCUUAUCAUGGAGGCGAAAGAGUCUAGACCUCAGGGUUUUCCGGAGCUUAAGAAUGACACCUUCCUGCGAGCAGCCUGGGGAGAAGAAACAGACUACACUCCUGUUUGGUGCAUGCGGCAGGCAGGACGCUACUUACCAGAGUUUAGGGAAACUCGGGCUGCCCAGGACUUUUUCAGCACCUGUCGCUCCCCAGAAGCCUGCUGUGAACUUACCCUGCAGCCACUGCGUCGCUUCCCUCUGGAUGCUGCCAUCAUCUUCUCCGACAUCCUUGUCGUACCCCAGGCACUGGGCAUGGAGGUGACCAUGGUGCCUGGCAAAGGGCCCAGCUUCCCAGAACCAUUAAGAGAAGAGCGGGACUUAGAGCGCCUCCGGGAUCCAGCAACAGUGGCCUCUGAGCUGGGCUAUGUGUUCCAGGCCAUCACCCUCACUCGACAGCAGCUGGCUGGGCGUGUGCCACUGAUUGGCUUUGCUGGUGCCCCGUGGACUCUGAUGACAUACAUGGUUGAGGGUGGCGGCUCAAGCACCAUGUCUCAGGCCAAGCGCUGGCUUUACCAGAGACCACAAGCCAGUCACCAGCUGCUUCGCAUCCUCACUGAUGCUCUUGUCCCUUAUCUGGUGGGACAAGUGGCUGCUGGUGCCCAGGCACUGCAGCUCUUUGAGUCCCAUGCAGGGCAUCUUGGCCCACAACUCUUCAGUAAGUUUGCACUGCCCUACAUCCGUGAUGUGUCCAAGCGAGUGAAGGCCGGGCUGCAGGAGGCAGGCCUGGCACCAGUGCCCAUGCCAGCAGAGCAAAGCUGUCUGCAGCCUGAGAUUUGCCCUUUCCCCCAGAUCAUCUUUGCUAAGGAUGGACAUUUUGCCCUGGAGGAGCUGGCCCAGGCUGGCUACGAGGUGGUUGGGCUAGACUGGACAGUGGCCCCCGAGAAAGCCCGGGAACGCGUGGGAAAGACGGUGACCCUGCAGGGCAACCUGGACCCCUGUGCCCUGUAUGCAUCUGAGGGAGGACAGAGGCGUGCUGGCCCCCCUGUAGCCAGUGCCCUGUUGGUCCCCCCAGGAGGAGAUUGGGAAGCUGGUGCAGCAGAUGCUGAAUGACUUUGGGCCACAGCGCUACAUUGCCAACCUGGGCCAUGGACUUUACCCUGACAUGGACCCGGAACAUGUGGGAGCCUUUGUGGAUGCCGUGCACAAACACUCUCGCCUGCUUCGACAGAAUUGAGCACGUCCCUUUUCCCUGAAGUACCGCUGACACAGAUGAUUGUUUCCAGGAGAAUAAAAGUUCAAGAGUUGGA